Molecule: messenger RNA, 507 nt
Organism: Vanessa tameamea
Lineage: Eukaryota; Metazoa; Arthropoda; Insecta; Lepidoptera; Nymphalidae
Product: cytochrome b5-like
Exons: 1
Coding region: 16-495 (159 amino acids)
Cellular component (GO): membrane; intracellular membrane-bounded organelle
Molecular function (GO): heme binding
Source: RefSeq, a predicted model, not a curated record
CACAAUAGUAUCUAAAUGUCGAGUGGGGACGCGAUGUUAGUGCAGACAACAGUAGCUCGCCGGUUCCGCAACACGCCAGCUGACUGCAACGCAUGCAACAUGGAGGAAUUAAAACGCUUCUCGCGCAAAGAAAUCGCCGAACGAAAUACUAAGCAACAGGCUAUGUUUAUAAUCCAUAACCAGGUGUACGAUGUGACGAAGUUCCUCGACGAUCACCCUGGUGGCCAUGAGGUGCUACUCGAUGUCAUCGGCAAGGAUGCGAGCACGGACUUCAUUGACAUCGGGCACAGCAGUGAUGCCAAUGACAUGAUGAAGAAGUACCACAUCGGCGAGGUGAUUGACAAAGAUAAAAUAACAUACCAAAAAGCAAAAGCGGCCUGGGUCGACUCUGAACGAACAGGCGAGUCCGCGAACGACAGCUUCCUCAACUCGUGGAAGUUUCCCGUUGUUCUGGGGUUGCUGAUGACGCUGCUGUACACAUAUAUAUUCGGGUAGAGUCCGAUUACU